Anastrepha obliqua is the source of this 4044-nucleotide messenger RNA. RefSeq lists its product as uncharacterized. The transcript has 3 exons. Lineage: Eukaryota; Metazoa; Arthropoda; Insecta; Diptera; Tephritidae. The record is from RefSeq and is a predicted model, not a curated record. Bases 992 to 2593 code for a protein of 533 amino acids.
UUAACGUCGAAGGGGCAGUGCUCGUACAUAUAUUCGUAAUAAGCUACUCUCACUUCACUUCAAACGAACUAGGAAUACGUCUACAGGUCCUUUUUAUUGAUUUUUCCCUGCCAUGUAGAAAAGUCAAACUUAAAGUAUUUGUCAAAUACUCAACUCAAGUGGCUGACAGUGAGCACUUAUUGACGAGUACAUACAAAAUUAGCAUAUUUGACACGAAUUGCGAUUUGCGGAAAAUUGUUGGUGUUACAACAUAAUAGCCAUUCGUUGCAUAAAAAAUAUAUACAAAAAUAUUGCAAUUAAAAAUAUCUCAACUAGUGUCUGCCAUUUGUGAGCUGAUACAGGCAGCACAAUAGUGAAAAUUUUAAACAUGAAAAAAAACGUCCUUCGACAUCGACUCCAUUUUGAAUAGGAAUUGUGUUUGAAGAAAAGUGGAUGCAUUUAAGUAAAAAGUGUCCGACAUCUGCCAGAAGUUACAAAUCCUUUCCAAGAAAUAUCAAAUACACAAUUCAGCCACCUACUUCACCCUUCUGACUGUAGAGCUCAGUAGAAAGAAAAAAUAAUAUUUAAGUGUUUCAACCUACCCCAAUCAACGACGGGCGUCUGCGGUAGAGGUCGACGACAAAGGGUUUGACGGUGGCAUAAGCAGAGCAAAACCCACUACGACCUGUAAUUAAUUACAGCAAUAGUGCAAAAGAACGGCUUUUCUUCUUGCUUGGUUUCCUGACGUACCACAAGGAUAUUGUUUAAUCAAUAACGAAUAGAGCGAUUGGCGAGUGAAGUGGUUACUGGGCUUCCAUCCCCAACAUCUUCGUCCAUUUUGUCUGGGUGUGCGUGAGUGUUAGUGUGUGUGUAGUAAAUUAAAAAUUGCUAAGCCGCCGCGCACCCUCGCAAUGCGAAGCCAAUUGGAAAUUAUUUAAACACCAUAUAGUGUAGUGUAACACUCGUGAACCUUUGCACACCGCAAUCCGACGCCACAAUUCGCGUCGUAAAGAUGUACAAGACGGUGCGGCACGGCGAGAACAGCCUGCAAUAUACGAUACUGCCACAGAACGAUGACUUUCGCAUCGAGGGCAAGCUAUCAAGCGUAGGCAGUAACUGCACCUCCGUUUCUGGCCGCAAAGGUAAAUCGAGACGCCCGAGACGGCGCUCAUUCUUUGCUUACUUAGGCUUAAUUUUCGUCUGCACCGUUAUUGUGGGCGCAGUGUUGAUACCAUUUCUAGUGUCGGCGGAGUGCCUGCCCAAUCCCACUGAGUGGUUUUUAAAAACGAAGGCAGCGCUAACACAUGGAGCCAGCAUUAAUGGACUGCACAGAAACGCCGGUGGGCCGAGGGACGCUUCAAGAAAAGGUGGCGAAAAUGGUGGAGCACAACAAUUACCGCUACAUAAUAGCGCUGCUAAUAUUGGUCAAAAAGUAGAAAUUAUCAACCGCGACGGCGUGGAAAAAAUAAUUUUACGUGUCAAUAAAACGCAAACGCAGCCGAAAAUAAAUGAAACUAAGGUCAAACCUGUUGGAUAUACAUCGGACAAGGAGGAGCAGCCACCAGCUGAGGAGACUAACGCAGGUGCCAACUUUCGCACACAGGCUGGUAAAACAAAGGAUGUAAUGUUGGAACCACAAGUGGGUGUAGUUACUGGGGUAAAGUAUGAAAUGACCACAACUGCAAUGCCAGCACCGAUUAGCGGCGCCUUAGAUACAAAUGGGUUAUUAAAUGGAGCGACACCCCAGGAACCAUCGAUUGGAACGAAUAAUUUGGUCACGGAGGUGCGAUUCGAAACAGGCGAGAUUCAGGCAUUGCCUGGCAUUGCGCCUACUAUCGCUGUGACAACCACAAUGAACCCGUGCUUUGCUCAAAAUGGUAACCAAAUUAACAGCAACAGCGUCCUGGACAAGAAUAAAAUACUUAGUCGUCCAAUACAAAAUGGUAUACCAGCCGCAAUACGUCCAACAACGUCAUUUUCUACCACCAGCAUUUAUUCGCCACAUGCACCCGCUGCAGCUUCAGCCUCAAUCUCGGCUGCAUCUUCGGUCAAUGCCAAUAUGAUUUUAAAUCAAAAUACUAGCGCCCCAGCUAUGCCGACCAUUAUGACACGCAUCAUGCAAUUGCCUCUACUGAAGUCUACAGCAAAGAAGCCAAUCAUACCGCCGGCACUCGUGCGCACCAACUCCGAGGUUAUACCACAAAAGCAGCCCAGCAGCAAUGAGGUGGCCAGUGGCGCAGCUGACAGCAAUAACGGGGUUUCGGGUGUUGGUCCAGAUUCGAGUAUGAGUAGGCCUGCCCAGCCGUCGAAGGUGAAUGCCGCAGAUGCUGUGGAGACAAAGAACGCCGACUGGAUUCAGUCGCAUUGGCCUUACAUUGAUCCGUCUACUUAUUUCCAAUGGACUGGUUACAAGGAGGACAGCGUUUUACUGCCAGCACUGCUGGGUUUCGCGUUAACUGGCAUGAUUCUAAUCAUUGCGGUUUGCUUGGUGGCACGCAACAAACGCGCCAUCGUCUCUUCGGUGCGAAAGCGGAAUCGCAAUGACGUCGAAGAGGCCGGCGCUGACGAUAAUACAACACUUCUGGCCAAUGCCAAUCUUUCCGAUGAGGACUAAACGACCGUGCGUGAAGAAGAAGCACAAAACUUUGCGAAGUUUGGCCUACAGCAAUAAUGCUUACUAAUAUACAUACUUACUCAAACACACUAAAAAAAUACCACCACUAUCGUAAUAUUGAAAAACUCCAAGUUUCACCUACCGCUAGUAAAUAUCCGCAAAUUUUAAAAGUGCAUAUGAUUGUGUGCCCAACAUCGAAAGAAAAUCAAGUGGAGCCACUUAAUCAGUCACCCCGAGCGAUACCCAAUGUUGUGAUUAAGAACAUUCGUGCGCAUAAAAACCCACACAUACAUAUGCAUAUAUACACGUUCGCGUGUCAGAUGACCACAAAUCAAAUGAAAAAUCUUACACUUUACAAUUUUGACCGGCUGAAACGUGUAAUAAUCGGCAGAGAUUCUAGAGGAGUAGAAAAUAUGUAUCCAUUUAUUUGUAUGUAUUUUUCAAUGUAACCAACGCUCACACAGGACACAAUCAGCAUUACUUAAAAAUAUAUAAAAUGUUUAAAUUAAGCUAAUGAAACCAAUUAGUAUUACCUAGGAACAUUAAAAAAAAUAAAUAAAAGCGUUAAAUUUUGAUCAAAAGAAACAAUAUUGUAUCAGCUAUGCAAUUAAAAACGAAGAUACAUGCAUACAUACAUGCAUCUUAAGGCAAAACUUAUGUUUGCAAACUUUUUAAGCGCCCAAAUUUUUGUUUAAUGCAAACAAAAAGCCUAAAAGACUGUUGCAUUUCAUUUAAAAAAUUUCGCCACAUAAAUUUAUCCAUGUAAAAUAAUUAAGCUGAAUAACAAAAUUUAAGUUUCGAAAUUUUUUUAAAUGCUAAAACAAACAUUGUAAUUCAGAUAAUAAUUAAGUAGAAGCUAAAAAAAGUAGCUUGACGCAAAUUAAUACAUAAAUAAUUGUCAAAUCUAAAAAGAAAUGAUAAAGUUCCAAUACUUUAUUUCAAAUUUUAUCAUUUGGGAGUGAUGUAAUCAGCCAAAAAUUAUUAAUUGGAAUACAAAAUCGAAAUUUCGAAACAAAUAUUAUCUACAAAACCUAGGCAUAUAAAGAUAACUUAAAAAGCAACAAUAAUUGUAAAACUUGGAAUCGUCCGCCAUCUUCGAUAGGCAUUCAAAAUAGUGCAGUGAUUAGCUACGUGCGAACAAAACCACUUAAAAGUAGUAUAAACGAGUCACUCAAGUACAGUUUGUUUUGAUUCACAUUUAACUCAAUUGAGCUUGUUACAUUUCCACAUAUGUACAUAUGUAUGUAAUUACAGGCGUAGCGCUCUCGCAAAAAAUAAACUUAAAUAAAAUAAAAAAAUAAAAAAUCAGUAUAGUAUUAUUAAAUUCACCCGCUUUAUAUGUAUGUAUCGCCUAGCAGUUUUUACUGUAAAGGAACUGUGUAUUGUAGCGUAGAGGCCCACUCUGUAAACGUGCAUACUUAAAUAAUAAUGUACAUGUGUAUGUACCGAAA